GACAAAAGAGAAAGCAAUGGGAUCGAUCUCCUCAGACUCCAUGGAGAGAGGACCUUACUCAUCUAUUCCUUUGGAAGAGGAAGAGGAGGACGAUGACGAGGAAGAGGAAAAGGAAGAGAAGGCAUGGUUAAUGCGAAAUAAGGAUGGAGAAGAUUAUUACGUUGAUUUGGUGACGGAAGAGAGGGAAGGGGUGGAAUGGAACUCCGAGUUCGAGCCUAUAGAGCAUCCAAUGGAGCCGUUGGAAGAAGACCAGCCUGCAAAGUGCCCAAAUCCUAUGCUUGAUUCAUCAAUUCACAGCGUAAGAGAGAUAUCUAUGAUGCUCUCCUAUUUCAACUGAGCUUGAUUGCCCACUAUGUUUAUUCUGUGAAACCAAAGCCGUUUUUAUGCUAGUUGAAAGGCUGUUCAUUUGUUAUGUUUGUUCGCAACAGAUUGACACAGCCAGGGUCAGAUUGACCUUGUUCCUUUA
This is a messenger RNA of Dendrobium catenatum, 466 nucleotides long. Its product is annotated as proline-, glutamic acid- and leucine-rich protein 1. The record is from RefSeq and is a predicted model, not a curated record. NCBI's taxonomy places the organism in Eukaryota, Viridiplantae, Streptophyta, Magnoliopsida, Asparagales, Orchidaceae.